Messenger RNA from Lemur catta (Ring-tailed lemur), 8451 nucleotides. It is a transcript of the gene FBN3, whose product is annotated as fibrillin 3. Lineage: Eukaryota; Metazoa; Chordata; Mammalia; Primates; Lemuridae. The record is from RefSeq and is a predicted model, not a curated record. The transcript has 63 exons. The coding region runs from base 1 to 8451 and encodes 2816 amino acids. Gene Ontology annotation, molecular function: calcium ion binding.
AUGACUCCGGAGGGUCUGUGUUUGGCAAGGAGAGGGCCCGGAGCCCUCACCUUGGCGCGGGGCCCCCUGGCUCAGCUCCUGCUGGUCUGGACAGCCCUGUCGUGUGUGGUGGGUGGCCAAGGCCGCUGGGACGGGGCGGUGGAGGCUGCAGGUCCCGGACGUGUGCGGAGGCGGGGCAGCGCGGGCAUCUUGCAGGGGCCUAAUGUAUGCGGCUCUCGCUUCCACGCCUACUGCUGCCCUGGCUGGAGGACGCUGCCCGGCGGGAGCCAGUGUGUCGUGCCCAUCUGCAGGCACUCCUGCGGCCGGGGCUUCUGCUUCCAGCCCAACCUGUGCACCUGUGCGGACGGGACGCUGGCCCCCAGCUGCGGGGGGAGCAGAGGGUCAGGGUGCAGUGUGAGCUGCAUGAACGGCGGCAGCUGCCAGGGGGCGUCCUGUCUGUGUCAGAGGGGCUACACGGGCACCGUGUGCGGGCAGCCUGUCUGUGACUAUGGCUGUCACAACGGGGGCCGCUGCAUUGGGCCCAACCACUGCGCCUGUGUGUAUGGCUUCAUGGGGCCCCAGUGUGAGAAAGACUACCGGACGGGGCCCUGCUUUGGCCAAGUGGGCCCCGAGGGUUGCCAGCACCAGCUGACGGGCCUCGUGUGCACGAAGGCACUUUGCUGUGCCACCGUGGGCCGAGCCUGGGGCCUUCCAUGUGAACUCUGCCCUGCACAGCCACACCCUUGCCGCCGGGGCUUCAUCCCCAAUAUCCACACGGGGGCCUGCCAAGAUGUGGAUGAGUGCCAGGCCGUCCCAGGCCUGUGCCAGGGGGGCAGCUGCGUCAACACGGUGGGCUCCUUCCUUUGCCGCUGCCCAGCUGGACGCCUGCUCAGCGACAGCGGUGCUACAUGUGAAGACCACCGGGCAGGCACCUGCUUCUCUGUGCUCUUUGGGGGCCGCUGUGCCAGAGAGCUCGCCGGCCACUACACUCGCAGGCAGUGCUGCUGUGACAGGGGCAGGUGCUGGGCAGCUGGGCCGGCCCCUGAGCUGUGUCCUCCUCGGAGCUCUGAUAAGUUCCAGCGACUGUGCACGCAGGGGCUCCCCCUGCUGCCUGCCCACCCUGGCCUCUUCCCUGGCCUCCCGAGCUUCGGGUCCAAUGGCGUGGGUCCUGGCCUUGGGCUGGCACGACACAGCCCCCAUGUGUCCAGUGGGCGUGGGGUCCCCAGCCUGGGCCCUGGCAACUCCAACAUUGGCACAGCCACCCUGAACCAGACCAUUGACAUCUGCCGGCAUUUCACCAACCUGUGUCUCCACGGCCGCUGCCUGCCCACCCCUUCCAGCUACCGCUGCGAGUGCAGCGUGGGCUACACCCAGGACGUGCGGGGCGAGUGCAUUGAUGUGGACGAGUGCACCAGCAGCCCCUGUCACCAUGGUGACUGCAUCAACACCCCGGGCUCCUACAACUGCCGGUGUCACCAGGGCUUCCAGGCCGCCCUCACCAAGCAGGCGUGCGUGGACGUGGACGAGUGCACUGUUAAUGGUGGCCUUUGCCACCUGGGCCACUGUGUCAACACAGAGGGCAGCUUCCAGUGUGUCUGCAACACAGGCUUUGAGCUCAGCCGCGAUGGGAAGACCUGUGUGGACCACAACGAGUGUGCCACCAGCACCAUGUGUCUCAACGGCGUGUGUCUGAAUGAAGACGGCAGCUUCACGUGCCUCUGCAAACCUGGCUUCCUGCUGGCGCCUGGGGGCCGCUACUGCGAGGACAUCAACGAGUGCCAGACGCCAGGCAUCUGCGUGAACGGCCACUGCACCAACACUGAGGGUUCCUUCCGCUGCCAGUGUCCGGGAGGGCUGGCGGUGGGCGCGGACGGCCGCGUGUGCGUGGACACCCAUGUGCGCAGCACAUGCUACGGGGCCCUCGCGAAGGGCUCCUGUGCCCGCCCCUUCCCCGGCACUGUCACCAAAUCCGAAUGCUGCUGCGCCAGCCCUGACCACGGGUUUGGGGAGCCCUGCCAGCUGUGUCCUGCCAAGAACUCCGCCGAGUUCCAGGCGCUCUGCAGCAGUGGAAUUGGCAUCACUGCGGAUGGUCGUGAUAUCAACGAGUGUGCACUUGACCCUGAGAUCUGUACCAACGGCAUGUGUGAGAACCUUCGGGGCAGCUACCGCUGCAUCUGCAACCUGGGUUAUGAGGCAGGUGCCGAGGGCAAGGCCUGCACAGAUGUGGAUGAGUGUGCCCUCAGCAGCCUCCUUUGUGACAACGGCUGGUGCCGGAACAGCCCCGGCAGCUACAGCUGCUCCUGCCCUCAGGGUUUCAGCUUCCGGCAGGACACGGAGACCUGUGAAGACAUCAACGAGUGCCUGUCCAGCCCGUGCGUGAACGGUGUGUGCCGGAACCUGGCCGGCUCCUACACCUGCGAGUGCGCCCCCGGCAGCCGGCUGGGGCCCUCUGGCACUGUGUGCCGAGACAGCACCAGAGGCACCUGCUGGCUGAAGAUCCAGGACAGCCGCUGUGAGGUGAACCUUCAGGGAGCCACCCUGCGCUCCGAGUGCUGCGCCACCCUGGGGGCCGCCUGGGGGAGCCCCUGCGAGCGCUGCGAGAUCGACCCUGCCUGUGCCCGUGGCUUUGCCCGCAUGAAGAGUCUCACCUGCGAAGAUGUGAACGAGUGCGAGGCCUUCCCCGGGGUCUGUCCCAACGGGCACUGCCUCAACACCGCCGGUUCCUUCCGCUGCGAGUGUCCCGAGGGCCUGACGUUGGACGCCACUGGUCGGCUGUGUGUGGACAUGAGGUUGGAGCCGUGUUUCCUGCAAUGGGACGAGGACGAUUGUGGGGUCCCUCUGCCUGGCAAGUACCGGAUGGACGUCUGCUGCUGCUCUGUCGGGGCUGCGUGGGGAGCCGAGUGCGAGUCCUGCCCGGAGCCCGAGUCCCCAGAGUUCGCCAGCCUGUGUCCCCAGGGUCUAGGUUUUGCCAGCCGGGACUUCCUGUCUGGCCAGCCGUUCUAUAAAGAUGUGAAUGAGUGCAAGGCGUUCCCCAGCCUCUGCGCCCACGGCACCUGCCGCAACGUCGUGGGCAGCUUCCGCUGCUCCUGCGCAGGCGGCUUCGCCCUGGACGCCCAGGAAAGGAACUGCACAGACAUCGACGAGUGCCGGAUCUCCCCUGACCUCUGCGGCCAGGGCGCCUGUGUCAACACGCCGGGCAGCUUUGAGUGCGAGUGUUUCCCCGGCUUCGAGACCGGCUUCAUGCUCAUGAAGAACUGCAUGGAUGUGGAUGAGUGUGCGAGGGACCCGCUGCUCUGCCGGGGAGGCACCUGCACCAACACGGACGGGAGCUACAAGUGCCAGUGUCCCCCUGGACAUGAGCUGGCGGCCGAGGGCACUAUGUGUGAGGACAUCGAUGAGUGCUCCCUGAGUGAUGGCCUGUGUCCCCAUGGCCAGUGUGUGAACGUCAUUGGUGUCUUCCACUGCUCCUGUGAUGCCGGCUUCCAGGCCACACCUAACCACCAGGGCUGCGUGGACAUCAAUGAAUGCCGCGUGCGGAACGGUGGCUGUGCCGUGCACUGCAUUAACACCGAGGGCAGCUACCGGUGCAGCUGCGGAAGGGGCUACUCACUGAUGCCCGACGGGAGGGCGUGUGCAGACGUGGAUGAGUGUGCAGAGAACUCCGACAUCUGUGACCGGGGCCAGUGCACCAACAUUCCGGGAGGUCACCGCUGCCUGUGCUAUGACGGCUUCAUGGCCACACCGGACAUGAGGACGUGUGUUGACGUGAAUGAAUGUGACCUGAACCCCCACAUCUGCCUCCAUGGAAACUGCGAGAACACGAAGGGCUCCUUUGUGUGCCACUGCCGGCUGGGGUACAUCGUCAGGAAGGGAGCCACGGGCUGCUCCGACGUGGACGAGUGUGAGCUCGGGGGGCACAACUGUGACAGCCAUGCCUCCUGCCUCAACAUUCCCGGGAGUUUCAGCUGCAUGUGCCAGCCAGGCUGGAUGGGGGAUGGCAUCGAAUGUCAUGACCUGGACGAAUGCACCACCCGGGAGCACCGGUGCAGCCCGAGAGCCGACUGCCUCAACGCCCCCGGCUCCUACCGCUGCACCUGCCACCAGGGCUUCGCCGGGGACGGCUUCUCCUGCGAAGACAGAGACGAAUGUGCCGAGGACGUGGACCUCUGCGACAACGGGCAGUGCCUGAAUGCGCCCGGCGGGUACCGCUGCGAAUGCGAGAUGGGCUUUGACCCCACCGAGGACCACCGGGCCUGCCAGGAUGUGGACGAGUGUGCUCUCGGGAACCUCUGUGCGUUCGGGAGCUGCGAGAACCUGCCCGGAAUGUUCCGCUGCGUCUGUGAUGGUGGCUACGAGCUGGAUCGCGGUGGUGGCAACUGCACAGAUGUCAAUGAGUGCGCAGACCCGGUGAACUGUAUCAACGGCCUUUGUGUCAACAUCCCUGGCAGCUACCUCUGCAACUGCCCCCAGGACUUCGAACUGAACCCCAGCGGGGUGGGCUGCGUGGACACCCGGGUUGGGAACUGUUUCCUGGACAUGCACAACCGAGGGGAUGGUGGCAUUUUCUGCAGUGCCGAGAUCGGAGUUGGCGUCACCCGAGCCUCCUGCUGUUGCUCCCUGGGCCGGGCCUGGGGCAACCCCUGCGAGCUGUGUCCGAUGGGCAACACCACUGAGUACAGAACCCUGUGUCCGGGUGGGGAGGGUUUCCGGCCCAACCCUGUCACUGUCAUUCUGGAAGACAUUGAUGAGUGCCAGGAGCUGCCAGGGUUGUGUCAGGGGGGCGACUGCAUCAACACCUUCGGCAGCUUCCAGUGUGAGUGCCCACCUGGCUACCACCUCAAUGAGGACACCCGCAUCUGUGAGGAUAUCGAUGAAUGUUCCACACGCUCGGGCAUCUGUGGCCCUGGCACCUGCUACAACACCCUGGGGAACUACACUUGUGUCUGCCCUGCGGAGUACCUGCAAGUCAACGGUGGCAACAACUGCAUGGACUUGAGGAAGAGUGUCUGCUUUCGGCAGUAUAACGGCAUAUGUCAAAAUGAGCUGGCAUUCAAUGUGACCCAGAAGAUGUGCUGCUGCUCCUACAACAUCGGCCAGGCCUGGAAUAGACCCUGUGAGGCCUGCCCCACCCCCGCUAGCCCCGACUACCAGGUCCUGUGCGGAAACCAGGCGCCGGGCUUCGUCACUGACAUCCACACGGGGAAGCCCCUCGACAUCGACGAGUGCAGAGAGAUUCCCGCCAUCUGUGCCAACGGCGUCUGCAUCAACCAGAUCGGGAGCUUCCGCUGUGAAUGCCCCACGGGCUUCGACUACAACAGCGUCCUGCUGGCCUGCAAAGAUGUGGAUGAGUGUGGCAGCAGGGAGAGCCCCUGCCGGGGGAAUGCCGACUGCAUCAACAUCCCUGGUAGCUACCGCUGCGAGUGUGCCCCAGGGUACAAGCUGUCGCCAGGCGGGGCUUGCAUGGGACGGAACGAGUGUUGGGAGAUCCCGAAUGUCUGUAGCCACGGUGACUGCGUGGACACGGAGGGCAGCUACAUGUGCCUAUGUCACCGUGGCUUCCAGGCCUCAGCGGACCAGACUCUGUGCACAGAUGUCAAUGAAUGUGACCAGAAACCAUGUGGAAACGGGACCUGCAAGAAUGUCGUCGGCUCCUACAACUGCCUCUGCUUCCCAGGCUUUGCGACAACACACGAUGGGGAUUGUGUGGACAUUGAUGAGUGUACUACUCUGGUGGGGCAGGUGUGCCGAUUUGGCCAGUGUGUCAACACAGCUGGCUUCUUCCACUGCCUCUGCCAAGAUGGCUUCGAGCUCACAGCAGAUGGAAAGAACUGUGCAGACACCAACGAGUGUCUCAGCCUUGCGGGAACCUGUCUGCCAGGCACCUGCCAGAACCUCGAGGGAUCCUUCCGCUGCAUCUGCCCCCCUGGUUUCCAGGUGCAGAGUGACCACUGCAUCGACAUUGACGAGUGCUCAGAGGAGCCCAGCCUCUGCCUGUUUGGCACCUGUACCAACAGCCCUGGGAGCUUCCAGUGCCUCUGUCCACCUGGCUUUGUCCUCUCUGACAGUGGGCACCGUUGCUUUGACACACGGCAGAGUUUCUGUUUCACCCAUUUCGAGGCCGGAAAGUGCUCGGUGCCCAAAGCUUUCAACACCACCAAGACCCGGUGCUGCUGCAGCAAGAGGCCGGGGGAGGGCUGGGGUGACCCCUGUGAGCUGUGUCCUCAGGAGGGCAGUGCUACCUUUCAGGAGCUCUGCCCCUUUGGCCACGGGGCAGUCCCAGGCCCAGAUGACUCUCGAGAAGAUGUGGAUGAGUGUGCGGAGAACCUUGCUGUCUGCACUAACGGUAUGUGUGUCAACACUGAUGGCUCCUUUCGCUGCGAGUGUCCUUUCGGCUACAGCCUGGAUUUCACAGGCAUCAGCUGUGUGGACACAGACGAGUGUGCUGUCGGCCACCCCUGCGGGGAAGGCACAUGCACCAAUGUCAUCGGAGGCUUUGAAUGUGCCUGUGCUGACGGCUUUGAGCCCGGCCCCAUGAUGACCUGCGAGGACAUCGACGAGUGCGCCCUGAACCCGCUGGUCUGUGCCUUCCGCUGCCACAACACGGAGGGCUCCUACCUGUGCACCUGCCCUGCUGGCUACACCCUGCGGGAAGACGGGGCCAUGUGCCGAGAUGUGGACGAGUGUGCAGACGGCCAGCAGGACUGCCGUGCCCGCGGCAUGCUCUGCAAGAACCUCAUCGGCACCUUCGUGUGCAUCUGCCCCCCGGGCAUGCGGCCCCAGCCCGGCUCCGGGGAAGGCUGCACAGAUGAGGACGAAUGCCACGCCCAGCCCAGCCUCUGCGCCGACGGCCACUGUGUCAACACGGUGGGCAGCUUCAAGUGCGACUGUGAUGACGGCUUCCAGCCCAGUCCCACCCUCACCGAGUGCAAUGACAUCCGGCGGGGACCCUGCUUCUCCGAGGUGCUGCAGACCGUGUGCCAGGCUCAGUCCAGCAGUGGCGAGGCCGUCACCAGGGCCGAGUGCUGCUGCGGGGGCGGCCGGGGCUGGGGACCCCACUGUGAGCUCUGUCCCCUCCCCGGCACCUCUGCCUACCGGAAGCUGUGUCCCCACGGCUCAGGCUAUACCGCCGAGGGCCAAGACGUGGAUGAGUGCCGUGUAAUCGCUCACCUGUGCCCCCACGGUGAGUGUAUCAACAGCCUCGGCUCCUUCCGCUGCCACUGUCAGGCUGGGUAUGCACCAGACACCGCUGCCAUGGCCUGCCUGGAUGUGGAUGAGUGUAGCCAGGCCCCCAAGCCGUGUACCUUCCUCUGCAAAAACACCGAGGGCAGCUUCGUGUGCACCUGUCCCCGCGGCUACCUAUUGGAGGAAGAUGGCAGGACAUGCAGAGACUUGGAUGAAUGCACCUCCAGACAGCACAACUGCCAGUUCCUCUGCGUCAACACCAUCGGCGCCUUCACCUGCCGCUGUCCCCCUGGCUUCACCCAGCGCCACCAGGCCUGCUUUGACAAUGACGAGUGCUCAGCCCAGCCUGGCCCAUGUGGCACCCAUGGUCUCUGCCAGAACACCCUGGGCAGCUUCCGCUGUGAGUGCCAUCAAGGCUUUGCCCUGGACAGCUCUGGCCGUAGCUGUGAAGAUGUGGAUGAAUGUGACGGGUCCCAUCGCUGCCGGCACGGCUGUCAGAACAAGCCAGGGGGCUACCGCUGCGGCUGCCCCCAGGGCUUCACCCAGCACUCCCAGUGGGCCCAGUGUGUGGAUGAGAACGAGUGUGCACUGUCGCCCACCGCCUGCGGGAGUGCCUCCUGCCACAACACACUCGGAGGCUUCCACUGCGUCUGCCCCUCUGGCUUCAGCUUUGACCAGGCCCUCGGGGACUGCCAGGACGUGGACGAGUGUGCCGGACGGGGCAGCCCCUGUAGCUAUGGCUGUGCCAACAUGCCCGGCGGCUUCCUGUGUGGCUGUCCCCGAGGCUACUUCCGGGCUGGGCAAGGGCACUGUGUCUCCGGCCUGGGCUUCACUCCCCAGGACGUCCCGGACGAGGAGGAGCUGCUCUCCCCCGAAGCCUGCUAUGAAUGCAAAAUCAACAGCCUCUCCCCUCAGGACCGGCCACGGCGCAGCACCCACGGGGACCACCAGGUAAGCUUGGCUACUCUUGACUCGGAGGCUCUGCUGACAUUGGGCCUGAACCUCUCACGCCUGGGCCAGACCGAACACAUCCUGGAGCUGUUACCAGCGCUGGAGGGCCUGGGGGGCCGGGUCCGCUAUGUCAUCACACGUGGCAGCAAGCAAGGUUUCUUCCGCAUGCAUCACCUCCGUGGCAUCAGCUCCCUGCAGCUGGGGCGUAGGAAGCCGGGCCCUGGAACCUACCAGCUGGAGGUGGUGAGCGUGGCAGGGCCCCGGGGUGCCCAGCCGGAGGGGUGGCCAGGACCAGGGGGCCAGGCCUUGCGGCUCAAGGUGCAGCUGCAACUGCUCUAA